UAUUUCUGAUGAUCAAGUAAUUUUAAAUAAGAAUGAUUUUGCAAAAUUAAUUAAUAGAACAAAUCAAUUAGAAUUACAAAUUCAAACAAGUCAAGAUUUAAAUAUCUCAAAUAAUAAUAAUUUAACUUUUGAAAAUAAGCUUGAUUUACUUACAAAAGUUCUUUUUAAAGAGCAAAGAAAAUUAAAUCAUCCAAUAGAAUUAGAUCCU
This is a messenger RNA of Cetraspora pellucida, 208 nucleotides long. The record is from the annotation of a GenBank genome assembly. Lineage: Eukaryota; Fungi; Glomeromycota; Glomeromycetes; Diversisporales; Gigasporaceae.